Messenger RNA from Stereum hirsutum FP-91666 SS1, 774 nucleotides. RefSeq lists its product as uncharacterized. Lineage: Eukaryota; Fungi; Basidiomycota; Agaricomycetes; Russulales; Stereaceae. The record is from RefSeq and is a predicted model, not a curated record. The coding region runs from base 1 to 774 and encodes 257 amino acids. The transcript has a single exon.
AUGUUAUAUUUCUACGAAGCAUUUGAUUGGAUCAAAAAUAAGAUCGGCCGGAUCUUUGAUCGGCAGAGGACGCCGGGUUGGGUUGAUAUCAUCGGCCGUGACAGUUUUGCCGCCAUGAGCGGGUGGAUGGGUGAUGAGCCCCCUACUGCCGCCUGUGUCUACGUGACAGUCGAAACGUUCUGGCACAAUCCCCGCUACCCCACCCUCACUCUUCGUCCUCCGACCUCUGCUGCUCUAUCCCACGUCCCCGACGAUCGCGAACUCAGCUUCUCCAAAUUCAGCGACAUCGUCCUUGCUCAGCAUACCCCCUCCUUCGCCUAUCACGUCUUAUCCCGCGCCCGAAACCCUGACACAAUGCUGCAGCCCGCUGUGCGACGGGAGUGGGAUUGCUGGGUGGUGCGCCGCAGUGACGGGGAUCUCUGCGUCGGCCUCGCCAAUCGCCUGUACUGGGAUUUCAACUACACCGUCUACUCUGUCUUCCAGUACGAAUCGCCGCAGCACCGCCAGCGUGUAGUGCGAACCGGAAUGCUGAUCGUUCCUACCCAUAACGUAUGGAUCGAGACGACGGAUGAGGAGGAGGAUCCGGUGGAGGGGUUCAAGAUACACCCAGAGUUUGAGAAGUAUAGGAAGGCGGUGCCGUUGGAGGCGCACGAAGGGGUGCAACUCACUUUCGAGUAUGGAAGGGUUCCCUCGAACGUAGUUGCCGAGGCAGUUAGCGGUUCAGCACUCUUCGACAAGGAGCUGAAGGCGAUAAGGGAGAACGGGCGGUUCUGA